Carlito syrichta (Philippine tarsier) is the source of this 709-nucleotide messenger RNA. It is a transcript of the gene LIPI, whose product is annotated as lipase I. The record is from RefSeq and is a predicted model, not a curated record. Bases 41 to 709 code for a protein of 222 amino acids. Lineage: Eukaryota; Metazoa; Chordata; Mammalia; Primates; Tarsiidae. Gene Ontology annotation, molecular function: lipase activity. The transcript has 4 exons.
GGCAAAUCUGAGUGAUUAUUUUAUUUUUCUCAGAUUCCAAAUGAGAGCAUACAUUUUUUUUUGUUUGGUAUGCUGGAUAAGAACUGAAACUAAACGACCAUGCCUUGAAUUCUCUCCCCUAAAUAUAAAGGAUGCCUUCAGAGAUUUAUUUAUUCCUAGAACAAAUAUAAUUCUGAUGAUGUAUACAAGAAACAACCUGAACUGUGCUGAGCCACUGUUUGAACAUAAUAAGUCACUUAAUGUUAACUUCAACACACAAAAGAAAACAGUCUGGCUUAUUCAUGGAUACAGACCACUGGGCUCAUCCCCAUCAUGGCUUCAGAACUUUAUACGGAUUUUGUUGAAUGAAGAGGACAUGAAUGUAAUUGUAGUUGACUGGAACAGGGGUGCUACAACUUUAAUUUAUAAUAGAGCAGUUAAAAACACCAGAAGGGUUGCUGAGACUUUGAGUGGGCACAUUAAAAAUCUCUUGAAACAUGGAGCAUCUCUUGACAAUUUUCAUUUCAUAGGUAUAAGCUUAGGGGCUCAUAUUAGUGGAUUUGUUGGAAAGAUAUUUUAUGGUCAACUUGGAAGAAUAACAGGUCUUGACCCAGCUGGGCCAAAAUUUUCUGGAAAACCACCAUAUAGCAGAUUAGAUUACACUGAUGCAAAAUUUGUGGAUGUCAUUCAUUCUGAUUCCAAUGGUAAAAAUGCAAAACUUAUUUCCUAA